Elaeis guineensis (African oil palm) is the source of this 2392-nucleotide messenger RNA. RefSeq names its product probable sugar phosphate/phosphate translocator At1g06470. The record is from RefSeq and is a predicted model, not a curated record. NCBI's taxonomy places the organism in Eukaryota, Viridiplantae, Streptophyta, Magnoliopsida, Arecales, Arecaceae.
GCAAUCGCAGAAAAUUUCGGGUCGGAGGAGGUCAUAUGGUUACUCUGCGUUUGAACACUCGGCAGAUCUCUCCGUUUUCUUCCACUGCCCGCGACGGCGACUCGGAAACUAAAACAACGACGUUACGCCAAGACCCGCUCACCUGAUACUUCGCUGAUUCCCUCCCUUCCCCCUAACUUCCUCCCCUCUCUUCCAAGAUCGAUGGAUCCGACCAGAGAUAAUGAUCUUGCGAGCUGAUCGAUUUCUUGGAUCUUAUUGCAAUUGUUCGGGAUCAAGAACCGUCCUGGAUUGGUUCUUGAGUCCGUCCUUUUUCUUCAAUUGAUUCCACCGGAAUCCAAUCCAAGAAGGGAUGAUCUGAGACCAAGAACCGAGGAGGAGGAAGAAGAGAUGGGAGAGGGCGACGUGGAGGCGGAGAAGGGAGAAGAAGCAGCGGAGAGGAAGCCGGACGAGGCCGCGGACGAGAAGCCCAAGUCUCCGAUCCAUAAGGAUCCAUCGUUCUCCAAUUGGCGCGAUGAGGACGGGAUCGAGCGGUUGAGCCGCUCGCCUGAGGGAUCUCUUGGCAGCAGCAGCUCGGCGGAAGGAUCCGAAAAUUUUGAGCUGCCGUUGCUUCAAGAAGAGGGAACGCCGAGAGGGACACCGGAGCCGGAGAGGCAGAGAUCGAGCUACUUCCGCCAGAGGAGCCAGGGGAAUGUGAAUGGGAAGAAGUUCGCUUCUUUUGACGUGGAGAACGGAUUGCACACCAGCGAAUCGAUGACAAAGCUGGAAUUAUUGGAACAGUCCGCCCAGAGCUCCAUUACUGCUGUUAUGGUGCUCAAGACGUUGUUUUAUAUCCUGAUUUGGUAUACUUUCAGCACUUGUUUGACAUUAUAUAACAAGAAUCUUUUAGGGGAUAAAUUAGGAAAAUUUCCAGCUCCGUUGUUGAUGAAUACCUUCCACUUCACGUUACAAGCUGUUUUGUCCAAGAUUAUAAUGUACUUCCAGUCUCGUGGUUCUGAUAGCAAUUUACCAAUGACAUGGAGGGAUUACUUCAUCAAAGUUGUGCCAACAGCUAUUGGGACUGCACUGGAUAUAAACCUGAGCAAUGCUUCUCUUGUUUUCAUAUCUGUUACAUUUGCUACGAUGUGCAAAUCUGGCUCUCCAAUUUUCCUCCUUCUAUUUGCUUUUGCAUUUAGGUUGGAAAAUCCCAGUAUCAAGCUUCUAGGCAUUAUAUUCAUCAUUUCCUUUGGAGUUCUAUUAACAGUUGCUAAGGAAACAGAAUUUGAAUUUUGGGGAUUUGUUUUUGUUAUGCUUGCUGCUGUUAUGUCGGGUUUUCGCUGGUGCAUGACUCAACUUCUUUUGCAGAAAGAGGCUUAUGGUCUAAAGAAUCCAAUUACCCUGAUGAGUUAUGUUACUCCUAUGAUGGCAGUAGCAACUUUAAUCCUCUCCCUUGUAAUGGAUCCUUGGCAUGAUUUUCAGACGAAUGCCUAUUUUGAUAGUCCAUGGCACAUAGUUCGGAGUUGCAUAUUAAUGCUUAUUGGAGGAUCUUUGGCCUUUUUUAUGGUUUUAACUGAAUAUAUUCUCAUUUCAGCAACUAGUGCGGUAACUGUAACAAUAGCUGGCGUUGUAAAGGAAGCCGUCACUAUCGUGGUUGCUGUGUUUUAUUUCCAUGAUCAGUUUACAAUUUUAAAGGGAAUUGGGCUUCUCACGAUUAUGGUUGGUGUGAGUUUAUUCAACUGGUACAAAUAUGAAAAACUGAAGAAAGGCCAGCCAAAUGAUCAUGAAGAUAUGGUGUCACCCACUUCCAAUGGAGCUGCAAAAUAUGUUAUCAUUGAUGAAAUGGAUUUUCAAGAUGAUGAUACUUGAGUCUACCCAUUAUAUGCAACAUGUUUUAUUACUAUCUGGAAGAUCAAUGCCCUUCCAAAUUCUUUACAAUUUUUUGGCCUGGAAUAUUGUCGUUUGGCUCACUCGGAUGGCUUGCAUCAUAGUCGGUUUUCUUCUAGAUGCUCAACUUCAUGAAUGUAAAUAGCUCCGGAGUACUGCUGUUCACUUCACAUGCAACCUUUACAUCCACCAUAGCAUACCGUGAGCUUUAUCCCUCUCCUUCAAAUUAAAGAUUUAACAUUGAGAUCUGAUCCUUAUUUCAGAUUCCCUGUACAAUUGUAGCGCAAGCAACAGAAAGCCAAAGGUUCAGAAGAUGUUAGACUAUUGAUCCCAGCAAAGGUGUUCAUUAAAAUCUGUAUGGUGUUCUUUCGAGUUUUGGAUAUUGCAACCAUUUCCGAGAACUAUUUUUUUCUACCAUUCAUUCAAUUUAUUUGCUAUUCUCCAAGUCCUCUUGGCCCACAAUUUUGACUGUACGCACAAAAUGAUGUAAAAGAUCAUAUAAUUCCAUAUCGGACUUGCUUCUUUAAGCAAU